Arthroderma uncinatum is the source of this 6282-nucleotide messenger RNA. RefSeq names its product negative mitosis regulator. The transcript has a single exon. Gene Ontology annotation, molecular function: molecular adaptor activity. Gene Ontology annotation, biological process: metaphase/anaphase transition of mitotic cell cycle; protein K11-linked ubiquitination; anaphase-promoting complex-dependent catabolic process. Gene Ontology annotation, cellular component: anaphase-promoting complex. Lineage: Eukaryota; Fungi; Ascomycota; Eurotiomycetes; Onygenales; Arthrodermataceae. The record is from RefSeq and is a predicted model, not a curated record. The coding region runs from base 1 to 6282 and encodes 2093 amino acids.
AUGGCCGCGAUCACGUCGCUUGGCCUGCACAAGCCAUUAGCCCUCCGAUACCUAGUCGCAGAGUCAAUACUGCCUGCAGAUGCACCUGAGGAUAGCUAUACAUGGCGAUGCUACAAUUCUGAGAGCGAUAUUGGCGGGAUAAUUGAAGAAGAGCUCAUCUAUACGGACAAGUGCGUCGUGUGGUCGCGUGGUGGGAUCGUGAAGAGGUCUUUCAAUUUCAAUAUCGAAGGGGAGAGCAUUGUGGAAGCGCUUUUCACUCAUUUUCCGGCGGGCAAGUCGAAGUCUGGGAACGGAACCGGCUCAGCAGAUGGCCAAAUAGCCCGGAGAAAUCCCCAGGGCCAUCCCGCAGCAUCGAUCAAAAGCAAGCAUCAAGGCCGCUUGAAUGGGAAGAUACGCAAGAGAGUUGUUAUACAGGACCAGAAGGAUUCCUGUGGCAUCCCCGGACUUGCUAUAGAUGAAAAUCAUGACGAAACCGAAUCUUCCAGAGCGCUAGUUGUGGUGUUGAAAUCUCAAAUCCAUGUCUACUUUAUCUCUGGUGAUAGCCAUGUCGUCCCGUUGCCCUUUGAGCUUGAUUCAAUAUGGCCAACCCCAAAUGGGCUAUUGUUUCAACGGAAGUCGUCCGAGAAACACGAUGUGCCAGUGCCAUCUGUUCCUCCAAAUUCUUUUGUUUCUUCGCAGCCUAUGCAUCCAACCUCCAGACAUUCUGCUUCGUUUAAACUCUCCAGCGGAACAGGAAACCGGCCAGCAUUAACUGUCUCUCCAUCCCAACCUUCAAAAUUUCUCCUCAAACCCGAAAAAGACGAUUCAGCCCCGCGAGUAUUUUCUCUUCUUGAUCCCCACUCGGAGAUGGGAUUGGUGGCUGUAUCCUCCUCGCCACAUGAUGACAAUGCCCAUAGACUUGCCGAUAUUUUAAACCCUGCAGAGGAGCUCCUUUAUGUAUCGCCUACUAGUGAAAUCCCUUCAGGAGUCAUAUCCACGAAAAGUGACACGCCAUUAAUACUACUGGUUACUCUGAACUCGAAGACUGGAAUGCAUAAUAUCUGGGUUGCUCGAUACAGACUCAAGGAAGGACCUAUAGCUUCACAGAGUCAUCGGAGAAAGUCGUCAAGCACGCAGUCUAAACGACGGAGCUCUCAUUUUGAUAUAACUACAGGGACAACAACACCUGUUGGCCCGGGGCCAUCGAGCUUUAGGGAAAGCUUUGGAGGACCAAGUCAAGGACGGAGUACAUCACAGCCAUUCAAUCAUAACCAUGCAUCCCUCGAGGGUAAACCGGGGGGAGCUGACCUUGCUACACAACUUGGACAAGAGUUUGUGGACGUGGGUGUGACAUCUAAGGCUUCGAGGAGAGUGAGCUCGUUACUUGCUCGUAGCGACCUAAUGGCGACCAAUGAUAGAGCAACAUUCUCCGACCUUGCAGGAAGCCAGCUCAAGUCAUCCUUCCACGGUGGAUCACGGAGGGGAGAGUUCUUUGGGGGGAGUGGCCUUCGCCUCAGCCAGAGUUUCAACCGAAGAGGCUCCCUCCCCCCUGGGAAUGCGUCCGUGUAUAGCAAUGGUAGCAGCUUUCUCGAUGCUCCCGUCGAUAAGCUUCUGGAAAGCUUAAAUAGCGGCGGUGAUUUCGAUGGGUUUGAAAAUAUGGGUAUUAGAGAAACGGUGUCUAACCUACCACGGGAGGUUAUUCUUUCGAAAGUAGGGAGUGUUCCCUCUGGGGCUGCAACCUAUGACUUUUCAGUCAACCAAAAAGCCCAUAUGUUUGAAGUCUUUACCUUGUCUUCAUCCGAUGAGUCAACAUUGAAGGACCCUGAAUCAAUACCAUUAGCUGUUUGCAUUCUUAACCGGAAUUCAAAGGAUCUAACUGUCGUAACGCUUAGUGCUCAAAUUCUGGGGCCCGAUCAAACACAGGCCCGUCAAAAUGAAAGGAGGGGCAAUGACUUCACAGGAUGGCCUCAAUAUAAAGUGCGCGCACUAAAUGUCCGCCAUGGCUCGAAUGUCCUGGACUGUUGCAAAUUGGUGGAUAGAGGCGUUUCCCGAAUGCUAGUGCUUUCUUCUACGAGUGACGGACAAGGAGAACUCACUAUUCAAGCACCAUGGAGUACGCUUGUACGAGUAGAACUACCGGAUAGUAUGGUACUGCACGAGCCAUCCAGCAUAUCCCUUGAAACAACUCCCUCCAACCUCCGUGAAGAAGGCCUCCGGCGAGUUUUAUGCAAGACCCCCCUGAGGAUGCAGGGACUUACCCAUUCGACUGCCGACGGUAAGGUAGAUAUUGUUGACAAUCAGGAAAGGAGACACAGAAUACAGGUUCAGCUACAGCCUUACAAUUCUCUUGUGAAACGGGUACUCUCGCUCUGUCGAUAUGUUCUGCGGCACUCAGAGAGAGCCGGAGAUGGGGUCCAUAUAGGGUGGUGGCAAACUCUCAAAUGGCUUCGUGCGAGGGACGUGAGAGACGAGAAUUUAGAGUGGACUGCUUUGGUAGUCACGCUUUUCUCGAUGGCCGUAUACUUUAUCGAUGACAGCUCUACCGAUGUGAAAGUUCCGAGGAGAAAGAAAAGGGGUAGCCUCAUGAGAUCCAGCACGGGGAGUUCCAUUGACCUGUCAGACUGGCACGGUAUGGUGGACCAGGAAUCAGGCUCGGCGGGCAUUUCUGCACCAUGGAUGACAACCGCAGCUUGGGACUGGAUACGAGAAGAAAAUAUCAAAUAUGUUGCGGACACUUCUCGAUUUGAUCGGCCAAAUGACGACUCCAAAGCAGAGGGCCAACCAAAUGAAAAAAAUGCGUAUAUUACUCGAUGUUCACAGCUUGCUCGAGAUUUCCUAUCCUCUCCACAAGGCGAGGCGGCAACUGGCGGGGAAGGCUAUCUUCCUAUUGCCAUUUCACGAGAUCAAGGCACACGAAGAACGGCCCUCGGUACAAUCCUAGUAGGCCUCCAUCUCCUUCGCGAGGAGCUAAAGUUAUCAAUUGUUAAUACCGAUAACUCCCGCUCUGAAAGAGGGCUCCUACUCCCCAUCCUUGCUCAGAUCGGAGGAUGGCUGGGUUGGGAUUCUUGGACCUGGAAAGAAGGCAGUUACUAUGGUACGGAAACUGUUGGUAUUGAUGGCUGGGUUUUCGAAGAUACCCGGAUUACUGGACUCGACAUGCCCCCCUCGCCUUUCCCCCCUCCAUCCAUUUUCAGCUUUGUUGAGAAUACGCUACAUCGUAUCCCUUCCUCCUUUUUAACGUUAAUGGACGUUGUGUCUAGCUCUACGAUCAAGCCUGGAGGUGGUAGAAUUUGGGACCAAGCAGUCAACCUAACUCCCAGAACGUUAGCUCUGACCGGGUUCCUGUCAGAGGUUGGGAAUAAGCAAACUGCCUCUGAAAGAGUUGCCUUGUUGCUUCGCUGGGGCAUCACCGCAUCUCUAAUUGAUACAAUUCCUGACGGUAUUAGCGCUCCAUUGCAUGAGGCUAUUUUUAGCUGUCAGAGCGACCCUCCGCUCUCUUGGGGUUCAUCACUACUUGAACUCGUAGAUAGGGAGGACUUGUUCCUCUCGACGUCUAGUGAGGCCCUUCAUCUACCAGCUUCUCGGUCUCAGUUUAUUCAACCUCACGAUGCCCUUCGAGAUGUUCGGAACAUUGGAAGUUCAAUAACUGAUAAUAAUUUGACCAAUUCGUUCGAAAUCUCCGCAGAGGCUGACCGUCACUCAAUAACUAAAUUGAUAUUUCGCGAAGACAGGAGGUAUUUUGAGGCCGCCAGGAUUCUCAACCAAAUGAAAGCCCCAACGGCGGAAUGUUUACCUGAGCCAGACUGGUCUGAGUCUGACCUUCUAGAAGCACAAAAAGAACUUGUCCAGCUAGUAACAUUGCGAACGCUGUCAAUUCCUACAGGACGUGCGAUGGUUGGUUUUGACGGCCGUGUUCCUCUUCUUACCGAAAAGCUACCGAUACCCUCUUUCUCACUACAAUGCGUCAUGAAGCCUUCGAAUGUUACAAUCAGCGCUGACAGAGCAGCAUUCGUGGAGGAAAAGGCAUGCUGGGCAUUCUUUCAUAACGGGGUGUCAACCGGAUUAGCAAUAUCAAAAUCCGCCAAAGGAAUUGACACGUCGUGGAUAUUGUACAACAAACCCAGCGAACUCACAAAUCGACAUGCUGGAUUUUUACUUGCCUUAGGGCUAAACGGGCAUUUGAAGACGCUUGCAAAAUGGGUGGCUUUCAAGUAUUUAACCCCAAAACACACUAUGACUUCCAUCGGUCUGCUUCUAGGAUUAUCUGUAUCCUACCUUGGGACUACGGAUCCUCUGAUCACUCGGCUACUUUCCGUUCAUGUGACGAGAAUGCUUCCACCAGGCGCGGCAGAGCUAAAUUUGUCCCCCUUGACACAGACAACAGGUAUAAUGGGAAUAGGGUUACUUUACUGCAAUUCCCAGCAUCGUCGUAUGAGUGAAGUGAUGCUCUCCGAAAUCGAGCACAUGGAGGGAGAGGAGACCUCAAUUUCUCAGGAGCCUUUACGAUAUGAAGGAUACCGACUUGCUGCUGGGUUCGCGCUGGGGUUCAUUAAUCUAGGGAAAGGAAACGAUCUCCGAGGCCUUCAAGAUAUGCGCGUUGUUGAGAGGUUACUUGCAUUAGCUGUUGGCACGAAAGAGGUGGAUUUGGUCCAUAUUCUCGACAAAGCAGCAGCAGGUGCGACGAUUGCAAUCGCAAUAAUAUUCAUGAAAUCAAACGAUAGCGCUCUAGCCCAAAAGGUGGAUAUCCCGGAUACAGAGGUCCAAUUCGACUAUGUCCGCCCUGAUAUUUUUCUACUUCGAACGUUAGCAAGACAUCUUAUUAUGUGGGGCUCCAUUAAAGCCAGCCAAAAAUGGAUACAAAAGAGCCUCCCAUCAUUUUACAGACGGAGGUAUCGUUUAUCGGCAAUCCGACGACUCAGCACUGACGAUAUGCCCUAUUUCAACAUAGUCGCUGGACUCUGCUUUGCGCUUGGCCUUCGAUUUGCCGGGUCAGGAUCCAAGGCAGCGCGAGACCUUCUUGUAGCACACCUAGAUCAAUUCAUACGGAUUUGCCGAAUUCCGGCUCUUAACUACGACGCGAAACUAACGCAGAACUCUGUGCGGAACUGUCAAGAUAUCAUUGCACUCUCGGCUGCCGCUGUGAUGGCAGGGACAGGCGACCUUGUGACAUUCCGGCGUAUACGCUCUCUGCAUGGCCGUGUUGACGCCGACACUCACUAUGGAAGCCAUAUGGCGACUCACAUGGCCGUCGGUAUGCUUUUCCUGGGUGGAGGCACUUACACCCUGGGCACGUCUAAUAUAGCAGUUGCCUCCCUGCUCUGCUCUCUAUAUCCUGUUUUCCCAACAACCGUCCUUGAUAACAAUUGCCACCUCCAGGCAUUCCGCCACCUCUGGGUUUUGGCUGCUGAACCUCGAUGCCUGGUACCUCGAGACCUUGACACGCGUCGCCCAGUUACAAUACCGGUGUCACUCACACUAAGUACAGGGGAGGUGAAAACCGUGACUGCCCCUUGUCUGCUACCCGAUCUGGACGAUGUAUCUUCAAUCAAGAUCGCGAGCGCCGGCCACUGGAAUGUCACGUUGGACUUCGCCAGUAACGAAAGCUUACGCAGCAAAUUUCGAGAUGGAGACCAGUCUAUCUACUUGAGAAGACGGGCCAAUCACAGCGACUCGGAAUGUUCGGUUUUCUCUACUACCCUUGCUGCAUUAAGCGACGCUCAAGAUAUACCUCCGCCUGCGUCCAUCCCUGGGAAUGCAAGGCCAUUCUAUGCUAUACGUCCGACUAGCCUCCACGCCUCGCUGCAGCCAUAUGACAAGGGAUCCGGUCAGGCUCGCAUGCCGCCUCGCCACAUAUGGGAUUUCAUCUUCGAUCUCCCAGCGUUCUCGUCACUGGACAUGUCAGAACGGAUGGUCGUGCUGCCGCAGAUUCCGUUCCACGAGUCUUUGAAACUUCUCACCAAUGGCAAGAGGCGGAGCAAGGUUAGCUCUCCGUCCUGGCUCCGUCCAACGUCUGUCGAUACGAGGCUUGUGCUCGACAGUACCAUGCGAAACCUGGUAUCUGCAGCAGCUAGGCGCGGCGUGGGCGACGAGGUGAUUCGAGAUCGACUGUGGCAGUUACGUCUGCUCUUCGCAUGGGCGGACAGCGCUGGUAACGAUAGCAAAGCUAACAGAGACAGCCACGAGGGCGACAGUGUUGGUGCGUCCGAGAACAGAUGGCUACGGCAAGAAGUGAUUGAGACUGCCCGAUGGCAGAUCUGGAGGAUCCAAUCCGGGGACAUGGGCGUCUCCGAGGGUGUAGAAUAG